AUGGUCUUUGAAUCGAUCAUUGCUGAACUUCUAAAUAAAGUAUUAGGGGAAUAUAUUCAAAAUUUGGAUCAUACGCAAUUAAAAUUGAGUUUAUGGGGAGGAGAUGUAGUAUUGACAGACUUAUUAAUAAAAGAAACUGCAUUAGAUAUAUUGAAUUUACCUAUUAGAUUGGAAUAUGGAAGAUUAGGAAAACUUAUAUUAAAGAUACCAUUUAAAGAUAUGUGGAAUGGACAGAUUGAUGCUAUAGUUGAAGAAUUAUAUUUACUUGUAGUACCUUCAAAUCAAAUUGCAUAUGAUGCAGAAAAGGAAGAAAAAAUACAGCUUGAAGCAAAACGUGCAGCGCUUGCAAGGGUUGAAAAAAAAAAACAAUUAGCAGAUAUUAAAUCACAAGAGAAACUAGAUGAUUCAAUGAUUGAAAAACUCAUUGCUCGAAUGAUUAAGAAUAUCCAUAUUGAAAUUAAAAAGAUACAUGUGAGAUAUGAAGAUCAUAUUUCAUUUAAAGAUCAUCCUUUUUCUGUUGGUUUUACAUUGAAUAUAUUUACUUUAGAAAGUUGUAGUGAUACUUGGGAAAUAAAUAAUUUAAAGGAUAUGUAUGCUAUUCCACAAAUUUACAAGUUAUGCACACUAGAUGGUUUAGCAGUGUAUCUUAAUACAACUAUAGAACAGUUUAGUCAUAUACAAUCAAAAUAUUCAGAUCUAUUUUAUAGUGGAAUUGCAACUAUAGAUUAUAAUCCACCUGGCUAUCAAUACUUAUUGGGUCCAAUAAAUGUCAAUGCUAAAUUAAAAUUAAAUCCAAAGCCAGAAACAGAUGGAAGUAAUUAUAAAAUUCCUAAAGUAUGGUUGGACAUGGAAAUGCAAAAAUUAAGAGUAGGAUUAGCAAAAAAACAAUAUUAUACUCUUGUUCAAUUAGGGGAAGGUUUAGAUCAAGCUCAAAAAGCUGCACCAUAUAGAAAGUACAGACCAAAUUUACCAUCAUAUAGAGGAUAUUAUAAACAAUGGUGGAAAUUUGCAUACAUUUGUGUUUUGGAAGAAACAGUACGUAGAAAACGUAGAAAUUGGGACUGGAAUCAUAUGAAAAAACAUCGAGAUAUGUGUCGUUCUUACGCUGAAGCGUAUAAAAUGAAAUUGACAACCAAGAAAAUUCCACAGGAAGUAGAAGAACUUCUUACUGAAUGUGAAAAGAAAUUAGAUAUUUUUAAUUUAGUCAUUAUUAGGCAAAAAAUUGAAAUGGAAGUUGAAAAAUUAGUAGAAAAAGAAAAAAGCUUAAAAGCGAAACGUGGUUGGUUCGGUUUUUUGUGGUCCAAUACACAAAUAGAGGAAACACAAGAGUUAAAUUCUGCAGCUGCUAUAAUGCGAAAAUUUGAGGAAGCAAUGACACCACAAGAGAAAGAAAAAUUGUACCGAGCAAUUGAUUAUCAAGAAAAUGGUGUGCCAGUUCAUUAUCCCGAAACAUAUGAAAUGAUAGAUACGCGAUUUCUUUUAUAUGAGUUACAAAUUAUAAUUUUAGAUACAGAUAAAGACUAUCCUUGUAUUAUGGAUCUUCAGUUACAUAGUGUUGAAGCUUGUUUCAAAUCAAGACCAUCUGCCAAUGCCAUUUUAGUCACAGCAUCAAUUAACGAAAUGAAAUUAUUAGGAACAAAACAAGAUGAUUAUAUACCUUCACUUUUCAAUUCACAUCAGCAUGGCACAGAUAAUGUUCUGAUUUCUGUAUCAUAUGAAAAGAAUCCUCUUGAUAAAUUAUGUGGUGAUCGUAUCAUAGUAAAAUCAAAAUCUGUAGAUAUUAUUUAUGAUGCACAAACUGUAAUAGAAUUAAUUAACUUAUUUAAAGUACAAAAUUCAUCAACUUUAUACAAUCUUCAAGCAGCUGCUGCAGAACAAUUAGAAGGUUUAAAAGAAAUGUCGGCUUUAGGUUUAGAACAUGCCAUUCAAAAACAUUCGGUAUUAGAUAUACAGGUUAAUAUGCAAGCUUCUCAAUUAAUCAUACCACAUGAUGGAAGAUAUAAUAGCACAAAAUCAUUGUUAAUUAUUGAUCUUGGUAGUUUACAAAUACAUUCUCUAGAAAAACCAAAAGACGUUAAAACACAUGUAACUGUUAAACAAUUAAUUAGCAUGGGUAAAACUGAAGAAGAUGUGUUAUUGCAUCUUAGAGAACAUAGUUAUGACAAAUUUGUUUUAAAGAUAGUUGAUUUUCAAAUAUUAGUUUCAUUGCCGGGUGAAGAGUGGCGCACAGUUUUAUCAAACAUAGAUGAUUCUAUGACAUUAUUACAUCCAACAACACUUGAAAUUCAAUUUCACAAAUGUUUAAUAACGGAUGAUCCUUUACUUCCAAAAUUUAGACUGAUAGGACAAUUACCAUCGUUUGUUAUUAAUAUAACAGAUAUUCGUUUAUUACAAGCUCUUUCUAUUGCUCAGAGCAUACCAUUUCCAAAAGAAGAAGAACCAAUAGAACUUUACAAAUUAUCUUUGAGUAAAUCUGUUUCACAAUUAUCUUUACUGAAAGAUUUAACUACUACUAUUGCUGAAAAAAAAAAAGAAGAUCCUAUUGUAACAAUUAAACAAACAACUGAUAUGGAAAUGAGAUUUGAAAUGAAAGAAUUUGCAAUACAAGUUUCAUCUCAAAAAGGCAGUGAAAUAAUACCAUUUAUGAAAUUCGAAGUAUUACAAUUAGAAGCCGAAAUGUUACAACGAACUUAUGAUAAGGAAAUAUUAUUAAGAUUAGGCGGAAUUCAAAUAAAGCAACACUAUAAUCAAAGAGAAAUAUUUAUGGUAAACACUCCUAUGCUUUCUGGUAGAGAUGAAUAUUUGAUAACAGUUCAAUAUGUAAAUGUAAAUAAGCGAUCUCCAGAAUUUAAAACAAAACAUGGAUCUGUUCUUCAACUAUUAAAAUUAGAAUUUACAACAUUAGACAUUUGGCUGCAUCAAGAAGCUCUAAUAAAUCUUCUUCAAUUUAUAUCAUACAUUCAGGAUCAAAUGAAUGCUAUAGCAAAUAGUAAACUUGAAAAAGAAUCUUAUAUGCGUCCACGACUUACUCAUUUGGUUUCCAUUCAAGAAGAAACUACUACAUUUUUGAAGGAACAAAUUCAUAAGCAAAGACUUAGGUCAAUAAUGCGUCGGAGAAGAACAGUCAUUGAGCAUAUAGAUUUAAAAAUACAAGCAAAAGUUGGAACUAUCUGUAUGAAGAUAACUAGCGAUUGUAGAGAAAUUACUGCAUUUUAUAUUGAUGGUAUCAGUGCUGGAUAUAUAAUGAAAUCUUCACAUUCGCAAGCAAAUGUUAAUUUAUCUUCUAUUAAUAUUAAAGAUCUUAAUGUGGCAUCAGCUUAUAGAAAUAUUGUAUCUGUAACAGAAGAUACCGAAUCUUUACAAAUUCAGGCUAUAAUUUACAAUAUUGAACCUUCAGAAAUUGAUAAAAAUAAUAUGUCCAUUACGGUUGUUAUGGGUUGCUAUCGUAUUGUUUUCUUGAAUAUGUUUGUUACCAGUAUAAUGAGUUUUUUAAAUAAUUUUCAAGCAGCCCAACAAGCUAUAAAAGAAGCAUCAGCAGCAGCCGCAGAAGUCGCGAAGAUAAAUAUUAAAGAUGCUAGAAAAAGCGCAACACGUAUUGGACUUGCAAUAAAAAUUAAGGCUCCAGUUAUAUAUGUACCAAUGCAUUCAACAAGUGACCAUUGUUUAACACUAGAUAUGGGUAAUCUUACUAUAUGCAAUAUUUUUAAGAAGUUAGAAAUUACAAAUGAAGUUGGAGAUUUUCCUAUUAUUGAUGAAAUGAGAAUUGAAUUACAAAAUUUUAAAUUAUCUCGGGUGAGAUUGAAUAUAGAAAAAUUUGUAAUUCAAAAUGAAAUAUUGCUAUUAGAACCAGUUAGUUUUACAUUACUCAUUAAACGUAAUUUAUCCAGUGCUUGGUUUACCUCUAUACCAGAUAUUGAUAUGUCUGGUAGAUUAAAUAAAAUUAAUAUAUUGAUAAGUAAAGAAGAUUAUGUAACAGCAAUGAAAGUGUUAGAAAAAAAUUUAAGUGAAACUGUUGAAGAUAAAAAAUUUACAGCAAGUGUUAAUAAAAAAAAAGUUGAAAUAGAAGUUUUACAUCAUCGACCUGAAAAGUUUGUAACUAUUACAGAAGAAUCAGAAGAUACAGAUUUACAAGAACAAGUACAUAUACACACAUCUAUUAAAUUUGAAUUUGUUAUGGAUAGUCUUGUAAUUACUUUAUUUACGGGAGGUUCAAAAACGUUACAAUCACAAAGUUCUCUACUUCAUUUGCCAGAGAAUGGCUUAGCUAAAUUUUGUUUAACGCAUUUUGCAUUGAAAGGUCGAAUAUUUGCCGAUGGAUUAAUGGCAACUUCGAUUCUUCUUAUGAAUUGUACUUUAGAUGAUAUUCGUCAAAGUAGACAAGGUUCAUUUAUUAGAAUUAUGGAGCGAAUAACAGUAAUAUCUUCCAUGAAUAAUAUAGAAGAAGAAUCAAAACCUGUUCGUAGUAUGUUAGAUAUGACUAUUAGACAAAGUUCAAAUGAUACAUUUGUUGAUAUUCGAGUAUUUUCAUUUAGUAUAAUCGUAUCACUUGAUUAUCUAAUGAAAAUAAAAGAUUUUUUCGCGAUUGAUAAUUCAUCAAAUAAACCAGUAUCUCAACAUGUAAAGAACGAACCAAUAGUUAAAAAAAAACAAAUUGUAUCAUCAACUAAAACAAUGUUUACAAUUAAUAUACAUAUUGAAAAGCCUGAUAUUAUACUAUUGGAAGAUAUGGAUGAUAUAAAUUCUAAUUGUAUAAUACUAAAUACUGAAUUAUUAUUGAAAGUACGUUUGAUGGAUGAACAUCAAGUAAUAACUGGUACCAUAAAAGAUUUGUCGAUUUUAGCUGGUAUAUAUAACCCUGUGAGAAGAAGUGAUUGGAUAUAUCAAGUUUUAAGACCAUGUAGUAUAAGUGUAGCAGGUUCUACACCAGAUGGAAAAGGGCUUCAUGUCGAUAUUUGUUGUACAGAUAUUCAUUUAUCAGUUUCGCCAGGUGUUAUAGAAAUAUUGAAUAAAGUAAUUCAUACUGUUACAAAGACGGAAAUAAAAGAUCAAGAAAUUGUUAUUACUGAACAGAAUUAUGAAGGAUUAUGGAUUAUAACACCAUUUGAAGAGAAUGAUUUUUGGUUUUUAAAAACAGAAAUAGGAAUAGAAGCUAUAGAAGAUUUUACAUAUUCUGAUGAUGAGGAUAUUAUUUAUAAACCACAAUUAGCAAUAAUCUCUGCGCCGACAAUUCUGUUCACAUUGGAAGCAGGUGUUGGGAAUAAAACAUUACCAAUGCUUUUACUUCAUAUCGGUUUCCAAAGUAAUAUUUAUGAUUGGAGUACGAAAACCAUGAAUAUAGAAUAUACAAUGUCGGUAAUUAUGGCAUAUUAUAAUAGUCAGUUAGCAUUAUGGGAACCAUUAAUUGAACCAAUAGAGAGAAUCAAAAAUGAAAAGCGAGUUUCAACACCAUGGGAACUAAAAGUUAAAAUUCAGUUUAAUGAUAUAUCAGCAAAUUCUAGAGGUAUAAAUGCGAUCAGCCCUACAUCAGAUAGUGAAACAGAAGAAUUUCAUCAAAUUCCUAAAAUGUCUAUUGAUAUUCUAUCAACUGAAAAUUUGGAAAUAACUUUAACAAAAACGUGUCUCAAUGUACUAAAACAACUCGGUAAUGCAUUUUCAUCUGCCAUGGAAGUUACUGGAAAAGUAAAGACGAAAAGUGUGGCGCCAUAUGUACUAAAGAAUGAAACUGGCUUAGCGAUGAUUUUAGAUUUAGAACGUAGUCAUUUUAAGGUUUUUAAAGAUGGAUUAAAAUUUACAAGCAAUAAUACUGAUUCAUAUAUGGAAGUGAUUCUUGAAUCUGGUGCAUCAGUAGAAUUAGUUCCAAAAACUAUGAAAACUAUAAUACCAUUGCUUGAACAAUUGAAAAGUGAAACAAUUCAAGAAAGAAAUGAUGAUAAGUUUAUUAUUUCGUUCAAAGAAAUUCAUGGAAUCUUAGCAAUACCCGUUUUAAGAGCUGAUAAAAGAUUCUUUUCAUUGAGAUAUCGAAAGGAUAGUUCUGAAGAAUGGGGUAUUGUUUCCGACGUUGUAGUUGACGAAGGAAGUACUAUUGUUACUCUUCGAAGUAUUCUACAGGUGCACAAUCAUUUUAAUCAACCGAUAUCUGUAUAUUACAUGACUAAACGUGGAAAUGAAGUUGAAUGUGUAGGAACAGUUGCUCCAGAUAGUAAAUUAAACCUUCCACUAGAUGCUGUAUAUACUCCAACAAAUGUUCAUGGGUUAUUUUUUAGUGUUGAAGGAUAUAUGGUUUCAGAACAAUUUAUUUGGAAAGAUCUACAAAAAACAAUCAGUAUGACAAAACUCUUAAAAUGCGAAGCUAGAAUAAGACAAGAAAUUGUAGAACCAUUUUAUAUUAAGAUGUUUUUCGUGAUGAUUGUGGUUGGUAGUAUUUUAUAUAAUAACAACACUAUUGGCUUAUUAUUGAAUGCUAUUAACUGGCGAUCCGUAUUCUCUCGUUUCAUUGAUUGCAUCAAGCAUCUUUGCUUGAAAAAUUUAUCCUCAGAACAAAAAAUUUAUCCUCAGCACAAAAAAUAUCUGGAAACACCUAUUCAGGUGGUUGGUGAAAUAGAACAAGUUUAUUUUGAAAAUACUUCUCGCUAUACUAUGGCAAGUACCAUUUAUAAUGUUCAUUUAUACCCAUCUGUAUAUUUGAAGAAUUUUCUACCUAUCAAUAUUAUUGUAAAUUUACCUGGAUCUGUACAAGAGAAACUUUUAGAAGCUGGUACAUCUUAUCAAAUUCCUACAAUUGAUCCUGGGAAAUCUUGUAUAAUCAUAAAAUUACCAAAUUAUUUAGAAAAAGAUUGGUCAUGUAAAGGCGAAAUAUUAGCGAAUCCACCAGAAUUUUCAGUUUGGUCUUUUGAAUCUUUCGACAGUGCACAAAAAGUUAUAAUGGAUUUAGGAAUGCAUACAUCAUAUGAUCAUGGUUCUAUUAUUAUGGCAUUAUAUUGUCCAUUUUGGAUGUUGAAUAAAACAGGCUUAAUGUUGUCUUAUCGUAAAUCAAGUAAGGGUGGCAAAGAACACUCAAGUCCAAUCAAGAAUUUGGUUUGUGUGAAAUCUCAUCAACCACAUGUAGAAUACAGGAUGAAGAAAACACAUUUGAGUGGAGAAGAUUAUCUAAAUGUAUUAUAUCAUCCAGAGAAUUUUAAGGGACCAAUAUUGUUUUCAUUUCGUUCUAAAGUAUUCUUUGGUAAAAAGAAGGCAAUGAUUAGAGUGGAAGAUGGUGAAUGGUCUGAUAAAUUUCCUAUAGAUGUUGCAGGAAGUGAUGGAGUAGUUACUUGUAAAUAUAAUGGUCUAACAUACCAAAUUGGAGUUCAUAAUCAAUUAACUUAUAAUUCUUUAACAAAACAGAUUACAUUUACUCCAUUUUAUGUAUUGAUAAAUAAUUCUGAUUACCUUAUUGAAUGUCAAGAGGGUAAUAGACCAGCUGAUCCUAUGAUUAAGGUUCCCCCUAGAGAAUGCACAGCUUUUUGGCCUCGCUCUGAUCAUGAGCAAAAACUUUUAAAGGCUAGAAUUGCAGGUGAUCUCGAAAAAACUGUAUCAUUUAUUUAUACAGAAAGUCAUACAACUUUAUUGAAAUUAAAUAAUAAGUAUGGAGGAAUUAAUGUAGAUAUACAAAUAAGUGAAGGCGGUAUUUACAUUUCCUUAUCUGUUUAUAAUCAUGGAAAUGCUCCAGCCUUAAUUAUUAAUCAUACUCCACAUACUAUCAAUUUCUGGGAAAAGGGUUCACUAAAUAUCAGAUCUAUACAAACAUAUAAUAAAAUGUUUUAUACUUGGGAAAAUCCUGCAGGACCGCGAAAAUUGAUUUGGGAAGAUGGCAAUAAAAAAGAAAUUGAAGAAACUCUUCGAAAAGAUACAUUAGGAAUUUUUCAUUUACCAGAUUUGGAAGAACAAGUAUUUUAUGUAUCGUUUUUAGAUGGUACACAACGAGUAUUAUUAUUUACAUCAAAUAUGAAAAUUGCGGAAGAUUGUCAACUAUCUGAUGAUUUUGAAGUUAUAGAACAGGAAGUGUCAAUAAAUAUUCAUGGAGUUGGUUUUUCACUUGUUAAUAAUAUUACAAGAUCUGAAUUGUUAUAUAUGUGUAUCGCUAGUUCUGGAAUUAUAUGGGAAAUCCGUAAAUCCAUUAAUCAUCGAUGGCGUAGUCUUAGCACAAGGGAAGUAAAUCUUAUAGAAGAAGGCUAUCAAAAAUAUAUGCGUGAAUUACAAAUAGGAAAAGAUCCGAUGCAAAAAGUAGUACUUGAACCAAAAUUAGAAGUUGAUUAUUUAAAUAUGGAAAUGUUGAAACCAAAUCGUCGUUAUCUACGAAGAACUUUCCAAACUGGUUUAUGGUUGCAAUACCGUACUUCAGUACAUCAAGUGCAGUUACAUGCAAAAAUUAACAGAUUGCAAAUUGAUAAUCAACUUGCGGAUUGUAUUUUCCCAGUUAUAUUGGCUCCAGUUCCGCCCCCAAAGAGUGUUACAAAUGCUGUUGAAAUGAAACCAUUUGCUGAACUUAGUAUGAUUAAACGAUUACUUGUACACAGUAAUGUACAACAAUUCCGGUAUUUUAAGGUUCUUAUACAAGAAUUUCAUGUGAAAGUAGAUAUUGUAUUUAUUAAUGCGAUUAUGGGAUUACUUGAAACAAAUGAAAUGAAUGAUGCGGAAGAAAACAAACUAUUCAAAUUAGAUGUAAAACUUGUUGAUGAACCUUUGAUGUAUCACGUCAGAUUAAUUACUACAGCCGAACAGAAGAAUUUCUUCGAUCUUCUUCAUUUUUCUCCAUUAAAGAUUCAUAUAAGUUUUUCAAUGACUGGUGGUAAUAGUGGGCCUUCUGCAAUGCCUCAUGUAUUAAAUGUAUUAUUACAAGGAAUAGGAGUUACAUUAACAGAUAUUCACGAUAUUGUCUUCAAAUUAGCAUAUUUUGAAAGAGAAUAUAUUUUUAUGACUCAUAAACAACUCAUUCAUGAAGCAACAUUACAUUAUGUGGGACAAGCAAUUAAGCAAGCUUAUGUUCUUGUUUUGGGACUCGAUGUAAUAGGAAAUCCGUAUGGCCUUGUGGUGGGUACCAUGAAAGGCAUUGAAGAUUUAUUCUAUGAACCUUUCCAUGGUGCCAUUCAAGGGCCUGGAGAAUUUGCAGAGGGUUUGAUUCUUGGUGUGAGAAGCAUGGUAGGUCAUACUGUUGGAGGAAUGGCAGGAGCCGUUUCUAAAAUAACUGGAGCUAUGGGCAAAGGUAUAGCUGCUUUAACAUUUGAUAAGGAUUAUCAAAGAAAACGACAAGAACAGCUUAACAUACAACCAGCUACUUUACAAGAAGGUCUUGCUCGUAGUGGCAAAGGCUUAGUAAUGGGUGUUUUUGAUGGAGUAACUGGUGUUGUAAUGAAACCCAUAUCAGGUGCCAAAGAAGAAGGUGUGGAAGGAUUCUUUAAAGGAUUUGGAAAAGGAAUGGUUGGUCUUGUUACUAGACCAACUGCUGGAGUUAUAGAUUUUGCUAGUGGUUCAUUUGAUGCAGUGAAACGUGCAACUGAAUUGAAUGAAGAAGUAAAGAAAGUAAGGCCAUGUAGAUUUUUACAACCUGAUAAUUUAGUUAGACCAUAUGUUAGAGAGCAUGCUGAAGGAUAUAAAAUUUUAAAUGAAUUAGAAAAAGGAAAAUAUUCAAAUACUGAUAUUUAUUUUUAUCAUUUAUACAUUAAUAGAGAUGUAUUAUUGCUUACUGAUAAGAGAAUAGCAUAUUUAGAGCAUAGUGACUUAUUUGGUGGAUGGCGGGUAUAUUGGACUCACACAUGGCAAGAAUAAGCGAGCCGAAAUUAGUGGAUAAGGGUGUUCAGAUAUUUAUUAAAGAUACUAGUAAAAAAAAGAAAUUAGGCUUAUUUGGUAUCGCAGAUCAA
This is a messenger RNA of Apis florea (little honeybee), 9893 nucleotides long. It is a transcript of the gene Vps13, whose product is annotated as vacuolar protein sorting 13C. Gene Ontology annotation, biological process: protein retention in Golgi apparatus; protein targeting to vacuole. NCBI's taxonomy places the organism in Eukaryota, Metazoa, Arthropoda, Insecta, Hymenoptera, Apidae. The record is from RefSeq and is a predicted model, not a curated record.